Guillardia theta CCMP2712 is the source of this 1081-nucleotide messenger RNA. RefSeq lists its product as hypothetical. The record is from RefSeq and is a predicted model, not a curated record. The transcript has 15 exons. Bases 60 to 977 code for a protein of 305 amino acids. NCBI's taxonomy places the organism in Eukaryota, Cryptophyceae, Pyrenomonadales, Geminigeraceae.
AGGAAUGGUUGUAAAAUAGCCUCAACACUUCUCCGCAUCAAUCAGCUUCCUUUAUAUUCAUGAGCGAAGAUCUCAAAACUCGGGCCAAGACUUUGGCCCGAGAAGCGACAGAGGCUGAUCUGCGCGGAGAUCAUUCAUACGCGGUCGACAAGUAUUCAGAAGUUUGCAGUGUCCUGAAACAGCUACUAGAAGAAGGUGGCGUUUCAGAUCGUGACAAGGAGACGCUGAACAACAAGCUCAAGCAGUACGAGGAACGAGCAGCUGUGCUGGAGUCGAAGAGUUUCAUUAAUGCCUUGCCUGACAUUCCCACCGAUCUUGAUACGCCGUCAGACCCGUUGUCGAAGCAUGCUCACAAGAAUGAGGGGGCUGCUUCUCAGGCUGACAUCAAGGACUGGGAGCCCUCUUCUACCCUUCCUGUCGUUACAACAGCUGGGAAGGAGCCUUCGCUAGCUUCCAAAAGUCUGGAGAACGCUACUGCCAUCAUCAGCAAAGCAAAGGCAUCUUGUCUCCUGGAACAUAGUUUUGGCGUUGACGGUUUGAUUCCACAGGAGCUCGAAGAGAAAUAUCAGAUUACCACAAAGAUCGGUGACUCCGCUCUUCUCAAGGUUGGAACGACGGCUGUAGCUGCGUACGAGUCAACCAAGAAGCUCGAAGAAGACUAUCGCAUCAGCGAGAAGGUGAUUGAGGGUGCUAAGAUAACCUACGAAUCGGCCAAGAAGAUUGAGGAGGAUUACAAAGUGUCAGAAAAAGUUGUGGAUGGAUUCAAAUCUGCAGCUGAAUCAGCGCGGCGUGUGGAAGAGGAGUACAAGGUCUCGGAGAAGCUCGCUGAAGCCGCUUCCAAGGCUUACUACUCCGCCAUCGAGCUUGAGAGGCAGCAUCAGCUGCGUCAAAAGUUUGUCACAGCCAUACAAGAAGGAUGGGAGACCAUGAAGGAUCUGAGCACGCAGCCAUGGAGUAUGAGAGGGAGCAUAACUUAACUGGCCGAGCGAAAGAGCUAUCAUUGAAGGCUGCAGUGUCGCCUCAGAGUACAUGAAGCAAUCAGUUCAAUACUGGAGAAAUGGCUCGCCAGCCAUGAUAACUC